AUGCAAGAGUAUCCGGUUCGUUCCAUCGUGUCAGAACCGUUUGUCCACCAACUCGAGGUGAUCGAAAAGACGUUGAUUGAAGUGCGAAACCAGCCAUCAUCCUACUACAGUCGCCGUAGCAAUAGGAUGACGGCUACCCAACAGGGUCAGGCAUCUGGCCAGUCCAACCCGUACUAUAACAAGUACGGCAAUUUCUACCAGCAGCACCAUCAACAGCAGCAGCAGCAACAGCAACAGCAACAGCAGCAGCAGCAAGUGUCGGACUGGUACCGUAGAGACUACAAGAACAGCAUUAACGUUUCCAACAUCAACAGUGGGAUGGGUGGUACAGGCGUCAGUCUUGGAAGCGGAGUGGGCGGCAACGUAGCUGCCGGUCUUGGACCAAGCGGUGGGUUCUCAUCCACUCACUCUAAUGAGUCGAGUGGCAGCGUCAACGUUGACUCGGGCAUCUCCAGUGUGGGUAGCUUGAACUUGGGAGCUCCGACACAUGUGCCUCAGGUUUUCGACGAUAAAUAUGAGGCUCAUGGAUUUGCCACGUUCGAUCCGUUUGAGGCCAAAGACUACACCAAGGGCGGCAUGUUCCAGCCCAUGUUUAAUUCUUCUAAUAAUAUUUUGGGGUCGGGGUUUUCAGGCAACUCCAACAUCUGGGGGGACACGAAUAAGACCAUGGCCAGCGACGCGGCCGUAUGGGGUUAG
Sungouiella intermedia is the source of this 696-nucleotide messenger RNA. The record is from the annotation of a GenBank genome assembly. NCBI's taxonomy places the organism in Eukaryota, Fungi, Ascomycota, Pichiomycetes, Serinales, Metschnikowiaceae.